Sphaerodactylus townsendi is the source of this 2775-nucleotide messenger RNA. It is a transcript of the gene CCND3, whose product is annotated as cyclin D3. Gene Ontology annotation, biological process: mitotic cell cycle phase transition; positive regulation of G1/S transition of mitotic cell cycle; regulation of cyclin-dependent protein serine/threonine kinase activity. The transcript is spliced from 5 exons. Gene Ontology annotation, cellular component: cyclin-dependent protein kinase holoenzyme complex; cytoplasm; nucleus. The record is from RefSeq and is a predicted model, not a curated record. Gene Ontology annotation, molecular function: cyclin-dependent protein serine/threonine kinase regulator activity. The coding region runs from base 193 to 1071 and encodes 292 amino acids. NCBI's taxonomy places the organism in Eukaryota, Metazoa, Chordata, Lepidosauria, Squamata, Sphaerodactylidae.
CAGCCGGGAGCUUGGAAGAAGCACGCAGGGGGCGGAGAGGGGAGGCAGCUUCGCUGGGCCCGGUGCCGCCGCCGCCGCCGCCGCUGCCGGGGGAGGGGGGGAUCCAGCCUGCCGCCGGGCUGUGAAACCAGGCGAGUCUGCCUCCCGCUUGCCGAUCCCCCGUCCCCCUUGCACUCCAGCAUCCCCGGGCACAUGGAACUGCUGUGCUGGGAGGGGGUGAUCCGGGCGAAGCGGGAUCCGCAGUUGUUAAGUGACCGGCGCGUCCUGCAGAAUCUGCUCAGGCAGGAAGAGCGCUACAGCCCCAACGUCUCGUAUUUCCAGUGCGUGCAGAAGGAAAUCCAGCCUUACAUGCGGAAGAUGUUGGCUUUCUGGAUGUUGGAGGUUUGUGAAGAACAGAAGUGCGAAGAGGAAGUUUUCCCCUUGGCCAUGAAUUAUGUGGAUCGCUACCUGUCUUGUGUCCCCACUCGCAAAAACCACUUGCAGCUUUUGGGUGCUGUCUGUAUGCUUCUGGCUUCCAAGCUGCGAGACACCAUGCCUCUGACUGUGAAGAAACUCUGCAUUUAUACAGACAAUUCUAUCACACAGUGCCAAGUUUUGGACUGGGAGGUUUUAGUCCUAGAAAAGCUAAAGUGGGACCUGUUGUCGGUGAUAGCAAAUGACUUCUUGGAUCAUAUUCUCCAGCGGCUCUCACUUCCCCAGAAUAAAGUGGACUUGGUGAAGAAACAUGCACAAACUUUUGUUGCAUUGUGUGCUACAGAUUACAGUUUUGCGAUGUAUCCACCAUCUAUGAUUGCCACAGGUAGUAUCGGUGCAGCAGUCCAUGGUCUCUCUGCUUCAUCUGAUUGUAUUUCUGGCGAGGAGCUUACAGAACUGCUUUCUAGCUGUACUGGCACGGAGGUGGACUGCCUGAAAGCUUGCCAGGAGCAGAUUGAGGCUGCCUUAGCAGAGAAUCUGAAGCAGCCGUCCCAGCAUCAACAGGAGUACCAUUCUGAUAAGAAUUCAGUUUACCAAGACAGCCAAGAAGUCAUCCUGACCAACACUCCUACAGAUGUCACAGACAUCAACCUGUGACCAACUCCUCCCAGCAAGCAGAUCUUCACAGAUGAGGCUUGAAACAUUUUGCACACGAUCAAGAAAUACAUGGGGAAAUGAGUACGUAUUCCCAAAUAAAAGUGGCAUUGUAGAGGGGUUUAGAUAAAUUAAGUGGGUCUCAAAAGGGAAUUGUCAUCUUGUGUCUAGGACUAUCUUAGGCUCAGGGGUGGUUUCUGUGAUGGGCAAGCCAUACCUAAGCUUAGAAGGGCUUCAUAUUAGUUUCAGAAGUUCAUCAGUUGGGUUUGCUUUGUUGGUGGGGUGCUGCUGAUCACUGCCAUUUUUGUCCCUGUAAUUGCUGUGUGCCUGUUUUAUGUACGUAAAGAAAACGCACUUUGUUAUUGUUAUGUUUGCCUUCCUUGAGGAAGUCUAACAUUCACUUCAUGCUUCCUUCCUCAUGCUGCCAUAAAUGGCUACUAUCAGGGACCAAACUGUCUAGGGGAGUGCUGGAAUAGUUUGCCUGCGUUAGUGCCACAGAAGUCUCAUUUUUCCUUUGCAGUUCAUUAGUAGCACAACAAGCCCUCCAACUGCUGUUUUCAGAGAAAAUUAGACAUUUGGGGCUUCUUUUUUUUGGUUUUUCUGUAGGUGCUCAUACAAAGUUGAUAGCCAUGUGAAAGCUUGCAGGUAGAAAUUUCCUCUGUACUGAGACCGGAAGUGAUUAGACUUUACUUGCUGCACAUAGUUGCAUUUAAUCACUUUUACAAGAUGCAGGAGUUGUUAUUUAUUGGACACUUUAGAAACCUGCUGAAUGAGGGUUGGGGACUUGUUAAAAUAGGUAGUCCUGGUCCAUCAUUUCUGAUCAUAUCAAAUACUGCCUAACGUCCUUCAUAAAUUCUGCUUCCAUAAUUAUUUUGGGUUUCUUACUUGGGAAUUAGUCAAUUCAAGAAUCUCUUAACAUUCAGACUAUAUCCAACAAGUGCUGCUAUAUGUGUAAGUAAAAAUUUCUAUGACUUCUCUCCCUCUCUAAUACACACCGAUAUUCACAAAUAAAAAUGAGUUACGUGCUACCAGGUGGGUGCAUGAUGGGAGCAAGAAGGCAAAAUGAGUAAUUUGCCUGCUGUUACAAGGGUUUUUUUACAGUUUACAAUGUUAUGAACUAGAGACUGCACUGGAGUUAAGAGCAAUAUUGUUGAGGAAAAAGGUGUUUUGUUUAAAUGCUGCUUUUAUAGUAUAUUACUUUAGGGAAGUAUUUCAUGAACUGCGAGUGUACUAUAGAGAUGGGAGCAAACGUUGCCUUUUGUAUUCUUGUGGUAUUUCACUCUAGCCUUCCAAUAGGAACAGACACAUAUUGAUGCUACUCAAGACACCACUGGAGACUGUCGCAUUUGUCAAGGAGAGAUUUUUCCAUUGGGCUUAAGCCUGAUUUGCCACAAUUAAAGUGCCAUCAGCAUUUCUGAUUAAUGGAAAGUCUAUCUGUACUUCAUAGAAGUCUAGAGAGAAGGAGAAAAAUGCAUAUUUUGGACACAGGUAUAUCUAUAUUAGAGCUUUAAAUAAAGUGUGGUAAUAUGGUAUUCACUGUAACCUGAACACCUGUUGGGGAAAAAAAUCUUAUUUUAUGACAUUGUAAUAAAAGAUUUUUAAAAGAAUGGGAACAUUCUGGCCUUUUCUGGCAGUGGGGAUGUAGCAUAAGAGAACCAAAUGGAUCUUGACCCUUUUUAAAUAAUAAAACCUGUUUGUUGUAUAGUU